AGCCAUUUAAGUUUUUCAAUGCAUGGUUUCAACAAGAAGGUUGCAUGGAGUUGGUUAAAGAGGUGUGGGGGUCGGCAAACAUUCAAGGAUGGGUAGGGUUUCAACUUAAGGAAAAGCUGAAAUUGACAAAGAAAGCUUUGAAAAGGUGGAGCAAAACACUUCUCCCAGUUAUUGAUGCCAAAAUAAACAAGGCUACUAUAGAGAUAGCACAAAUUGAUAAGAAGGGGGAAGAGGUACAACUGUCGGAGGAAGAAAUCAUAAGAAGAAGAGAGGAUUUCCUACUUCUAUGGGAAAGCAUGAAGAGCAAGGAAAGUAUGCUACAGCAGAAAUCUAGAAAGGCAUGGUUGAAUCUCGGUGACGCCAACACAAGUUUCUUUCACAAGUGCAUCAAGGGGAGAUGGAGAAGAAAUGAAAUGACUUCUAUACAAAUCAAAGGAACACAAAUUGUGUGUGCCAGCAGAAUGAAGGAGGAGAUUGCUUCCUUUUUUGAAGACAUAUUCAAAAAAGAACAGUGGGACAGACCAAAGCUAGAAGGGGUGAGCUUCAAGCAGAUUUCACAGUUAGAAAAUGACCAUCUGGUUGGAGCUUUCAGUGAGGAAGAGAUAGAUGCAGCGGUGCGGGAGUGUGACAGUUCAAAGGCGCCUGGACCAGAUGGAUUCAAUUUUGACUUUUUCAAGAAUGUGUGGGAGCUAAUAAGGGUAGAUGUAAUCAGAUUCUUGCAUGAAUUCCAUAAAAAUGGUAAGCUAGUUAGAGAACUUAACACAUCUUUCAUUGUCCUUAUACCAAAAGUGGAUAACCCACAAAAGAUAAAGGAAUAUAGACCCAUCUCCCUCAUUGGCGUAAUGUAUAAAAUCCUUGCAAAGCUUCUUGCUAACAAGUUAAAGGUGGUCCUUGAUGGGAGUGUCGGUGAACAACAGAUGGCAUUUAUUAGAGGAAGGCAACUAAUGGAUGGAGUAGUGGUAGCAAAUGAGGUGAUUGAUGAUAUAAAGAAGAAGAGGAAUGAGACAUUCUUGUUCAAGAUCGACUUUGAAAAGGCGUAUGAUAAGGUCAGCUGGGAAUUCCUCGACUAUAUGAUGCAACGGAUGGGAUUUUGUGUAAUCUGGAGGAACUGGAUCAUGGAAUGUCUGAGAACAAACCUUGUAUCAAUUCUGAAGGUCUUAAUGGACUGGUUUCAGCUGCAUCUCAGAAAGAGUUAUUGGAUGGAGCAAAGGUGGGGAGCAGAGGGUGUCUUGAGAGCUUUCGAACUAGUCUCGGGCCUAAAGAUAAACUUCAACAAAAGUCAUUUGAUUGGCAUACAUGUGCAAGAGGGCUGGCUCAACAAAAUGUCAUGGGUGCUUUGCUGCAAAGUUGGGGUUUUUCCAUUUAAAUAUCUGGGCAUCCCCAUUGGAGGAAGCAGUAGAAAGAAGGCCUUUUGGAAACCGCUAGUGAAAUUAUUUUCUAAAAAACUGUCUACAUGGAAGGGUCGGUACUUAUCUUUUGGUGGACGGAUUACCCUUAUUAAUUCAAUGCUAUCCAGUCUUCCUGUGUUCUGGAUGUCAGUGUAUCUCAUCCCAAAAGGAAAAUGGUGGGGGAGGAUAGUCAUGGCAGAUAAAGGGCUCUGGAAAAAGGUUAUUGUGGAGAAGUAUGGUCGGGUAGGGGAACCAAGCUUCAAUUGGUUGAGGGAGAACAUGAAUUUCGGCUCAUCUUGGUGGAGGGAUUUAAGUAGAUUGAAUGAUAUUGACAAAGAGAAGAAAGGAUGGUUAGUGGAUGGGCUGGAAUUAAAACUAGGGGAAGGGGUAGACAUUAGUUUCUGGUGGGACAAAUGGAGUGGGGAUGAGUGUUUAGCUAACAAAUAUCCUAGACUUUACUUGUUAUCUACAGGAAAGGACUAUAAGAUCUCACAAAUGGGAGGUUGGCACAAUGACAUUUGGAAGUGGAGUCUACAAUGGAGAAGGUCCCUAUUUAGCUGGGAAGAACCUCAGGAACUGGAGCUCCUAAAGGAGAUUAACGAGAAAACAAUUGCAAGAGGGAGACCAGAUCAAAGGAUAUGGAUUCACAGUAAAGAUGGUAGUUAUACAACCAAAUCAGCAUACCAGAUACUUGCAGCAGAACACAGAAACAACCAGCAGGGGUUGGCUCUACAAAAAGUAUGGAAUCUACUUAUACCGAGUAAAAUCUCAGCAUUCUCUUGGCAAUUGCUACAAGGGGAGGAAAACUCCAGCCACCUUUUUGUUCAGUGCAAAGUGGCGCGUGAUCUAUGGACAGCUUGCUACAAAUGGUGGGGAAUUAAAACAGUAACUGAUAGAGAUUGCUGGAGAUUUUUUGAACAACAUUCCAGUAUGCUGGGAACAGUGGGGAAGGUAUCUCUAGAGAAAGCCAUCGGAAAUGGAGGUGGAGCUGUGAGUGAAGGAGGUGAAGGAGAUUAUGUGCCUGAAGCAAUAAUGGUCUUUGGGAUUCUAAGUGGUAGUCAAGGCAUGCUCAGUGAAGGUAGAAAGUUCGACACGGGUACAGUGCCGACACACUGGAUCUGGUGUCGACACUAUAUAGCAUGCACUGAAAUUUCCGACACGGACGUGGUGUUGGCACAUACUUCAGAGGUCGACACCAUACGGAAGGGUUGGAAAUUGUUUGGCUUUCAAAUUGUCGAGUUGAUGAGUUGAGAAAACUUUAAAAAAAAAAAAAAAAAAACAAAAGGAUUGAUAAUUAUGAGACAAUAAAAGUUAAUAUUGAUUCUUGCACUUAAACCUAAGAAGUAUUUGUUGACAGUGGUUUUAUCUUCUCCAACAACUUCUCGGCUUCAAUAAACCGGCCUAAUGGCCCCAAAGAUAUAUAUUUUAUAUGUUUCCAUCUGUUCAAACUCUGGACGGAUUAAACCAG
Molecule: messenger RNA, 2856 nt
Organism: Rubroshorea leprosula
Lineage: Eukaryota; Viridiplantae; Streptophyta; Magnoliopsida; Malvales; Dipterocarpaceae
Source: the annotation of a GenBank genome assembly